CAAGUGACUAAAGGCCCCGCUUACCUCCCAGGCUGAGGGACCUUAGUGCUCCUGGGACUCGGACGCGCCGUGGAGAUGGGCGUUUCCACAAGGGGCAAGAGCUGCUUGGCGGCCGGCUUGCUGAAGGACCAAUUGGCCAUCGUCACCGGCGGGGCCACGGGUAUCGGAAAGGCCAUCACCACCGAGCUCCUGAACCUGGGGUGUAAUGUGGUCAUUGCAUCUCGUAACUUUGAUAGAUUAAAAUCGACUGCAGAAGAACUGAAAGUCAGCCUGCCCCACACCAACCAGGCUCAGGUCACUCCCAUAAAAUGCAACAUUCGCAAAGAAGAGGAGGUGAACAGUUUGAUCAAAUCCACCUUAGAUAUUUAUGGUAAGAUCAAUUUUUUGGUCAACAAUGGAGGAGGCCAGUUCAUGUCUCCUGCAGAACACAUCAGUGCAAAGGGAUGGCAUGCUGUGGUCGAAACCAACUUGACGGGCACUUUCUACAUGUGCAAAGCAGUUUACAGCUCGUGGAUGAAAGAACAUGGAGGGUCUAUUGUCAAUAUCAUUAUCCUUACUAAGAAUGGACUCCCGGGAUUUGUGCACAGUGGAGCUGCCAGAGAAGGUGUUUAUAACCUCACCAAAACCUUAGCUGUGGAAUGGGCCAGCAGUGGAAUAAGGAUCAACUGUGUUGCCCCUGGCGUCAUUUAUUCCCCGACUGCUGUUGACAACUAUGGUCCUUUGGCAGAAGACAUUUUUGCUGCGUGCUUUGAGAGAAUCCCAGCUAAGCGAAUUGGAAUUCCUGAGGAGGUCUCCCCGAUAGUCUGCUUCCUGCUGUCUCCAGCAGCUUCCUUUAUCACUGGACAGUUGGUGGAGGUGGACGGGGGCCAGUCUCUAUAUACGCAAGUAUUUGAUGUACCAGGUGAGCACUCAAGAAAUGAGCAGUCACUGACUUUAUGCCUUUUCAUGUUCAAGUUUUCAAAAUUUCUUAAGCACUUACAAAAGGGAUUAGGGAGGGGCGCCUGGGUGGCUCAGGUCACGAUCUCACAGUUUGUGUGUUCGAGCCCUGCACUGGGCUCUGUGCUGACAGCUCAGAGCCUGGAGCUUGCCUUGGAUUCUGUGUCUCCCUCUGUCUGCUCCUCCCCUGCUCAUGCUCUGUCUCUCUGUCUCUCUCUCUCUCUCUCUCUCUCUCUCUCUCUCAAAAAUAAAUAAACAUUAAAAAAAAUUAAAAAAAAAACAAAAGGGAUUAGGGUUUUCUCUUAUGGAACAUCAAAAAUGUACAAAAUAUUUAUAUUCCUGAUGUGAUCUUUAAAGGAAAUGAUCCCAGUCGAAGAAAAUAUCUAAAUAUUUUUAUUAUAGCACACAACUUUAUCUAUUUAAAAAGUUGCCUGUGUGUGCAUAGGUUGGUGGAAUUUUAGUCAUGAAAACUAUUCUCUAUACGAGUAUACAUUUAUAAGGAGGAGAGGGAAAAGGGGCAAGAGGUUGCCAUAUUUUUAAGAUUUAAUUUCUCUGUUCCUCUAAUAAGUGGCUUGUGUAUCUGAACAGAAGAAUCAGACCUGGUAGGCUGGGGUUGGGGGGGGGGGUUGGUGGUAUGGUAUUAUUUUACAUUAUCUUUGGGAUAUAGACUGAGCAAAACCAUAUGAAUUUGCUGUAUUCAACCAUUCUUAAUAUACAAAAGCAGUAGUUUUAUACGGCUCAACCAAAUAUAGAUGUUGCACACAAAUAUAAAAUGCAGACAUAUUUGCACUGUUGCUGAAGAGUGUUGAGGAAGUGGCUACGAGCAACUACAAUGUGAUCAAUGUAAGGACACCUGAGUGGCUCAGUCGGUUAAGUGUCCGACUUCGGCUUAGGUUGUGAUCUCACGGUUCAUGGGUUCCAGUCCCACAUUGGGCUUCAUGCUGACAGUGUGGAGCCUGCUUGGGAUUCUCUCUUUCUCUCCUUCUCUCUCUGCCCCUCCCCCACUGGUUCUCUCUCUCUCCCUCUCUCUCUCUCUCUCUCUCAAAAUAAAUAAACUUAAAAAAACGUGAUCGAUGUAAUGCAUGUGUAUUUCAAUUUCAUAUCUGGGACCUGGGUUCAUUCACCCUACUCUUCUGUAUACUGACAGUCUAAUCAAGACAUAAGACCUUCUUUGCAUUAAUAAAUGAUUAAUAUGGGACUUCAGUCUUACUUAUUAUUUUCCCCUCCCCUAUCUGCAUUUCCUUACUAAUAACAUCAAUGUGGUGAUGUGCAUAAGAUACCACGGUUUUAAGGAUGGAUCUUGGUUGGAAAGACAGAAAUGCCUACAUUUUGCUGUUCUGUGUUCUGAAAAUAUUUAAAGUGGCCAGGGUGGGAGGGAAGCUCUCCACUUUCCUCACCAGUGGAGUUGAGGGUAUUUUUCAUUUUUCCUUCAUAAAGGGAAAGAAAUUUUGGGAGAAAUCAGCCACAUCUAUUUUUUGAGAAUAUACUUGCCCCAAAUAAUGAAUGGGAAUGUUGAGCAUUUGUGUCCAGUCUUUUCUUUAAGAUUGUCAGCCUAGGCGCAUCCGAGUGGCUUAGUCGGUUAAGUGUCAGACAUCGGUCAGGUCAUGAUCUCAUGGUUCAUGAGUUUGAGCCCUGCAUCAGGAUCUAUAGUGACAGUGUAGAACCUGCUUCAGAUCCUCUGUCCUCCUCUCACUCUCUCUGCCCCUCCCCAGCUUGUGUGCUUUCUCUCUUUCAAAAAUAAAUAAAAAUUAAAAAAACAGAAAAACAAAAAACCUACCAAGAUUGCCAGCCCUGGAGUGACAAGGGCUGGGAUGGAGACUUGGCUAGGCCCUUAUUAGCUGUGUGACCUUGGGGAAAAUUAAUUUCUGUAGGCCUCCACUUUCUUUCCUGUAAAGUGGAGUCACUUAUAGCAUUUAUUGAAUAAACGGUUGGGAGCAUUAUAUUAGAUAAUGCACAUUGAAAGCCCUGGUUCAGGAUGCUUUUAGCUGCAGCUCAAACCUAACUAGUAGAGGAAUUUAUUGGCCUGAAUAACUGAAAAGCAAGCCGGACUUGAAUCAUAUGCUCAUAGAUCUCAUCAAGGACAAUAAAUUUCUUCUUUUCCCUUUGUUUUUGCUAAUGCAGUAUUGGCUUUAUCUUAAGAUUGACUCUCCUGGUUACAGGAAGGCUGCCUGUGACCCCUAACAGGCCAUGAUUCUUUGUUCACAGCCAUCUGGACAGAGAGAGAGGAGGGGAAUGACUUGGUUACAGCAUUUCUAGCAGAGUUCUGAGACCCCCUCUGUUUUGGACCAGCUUAUGGGAAUGGCUGUCCUCAACCAAUAACCACAGCCAGGGGAAUGGAGUGCACUGUUUGACUUAGCUCAGUCAGUAACCUAAGUGGGGUCACUUCCCCAGAACCUCAUGGAUUCCCAAGUGGAAGUGGAGGUUACUGGAAACAGGGUGAAGGACUGGAUGCUGGAAAGGCAGCUAUAUGUGCCCAGUGCAAAGUAAGGACAUGGUUUUAAAGUCAUCCUGGUUAUUAAGGAAGUAGGAUUUUUUGAAUGUCUGCAGUAUGCCAAGUGUUGUACACAGGCUGUCACAUUUAAUUUUCACUUUAUUUAUUUGUUUUUAAGUUUACUUGUUUAUUUUGGGAGGGGAGGGGUGGAGAGAGAGAGAGGAGAGAGAGAGAGAGAGAGAGAGAGAGAGAGAGAGAGAGAAAAUGAAUCCCAAACAAGUUCCAUGCUGUCAGCCGGAGCCCGACGUGGGGCUCUAUCCCACGAACUGUGAGAUCAUGACCUGAGCCAAGAUCAAGAGUUGGAUGCUCCACUGACUGAGCCACCUAGGCGCCCCUAAUUUUCAUGACUUUAAAAAACAGAUGUUGUUACACCCUCCGAUAAUUGAUGAGGAAAUAGGUUCAGGAAGAGUAACUUCUCCACAUUUGGAAGAGCUACAGAGCUAAUCCAGGGAAGACCUGGGAUUCCAAAGCAGGUUUUUCUCAGGACUUUUGCCAUUUGUCCUAAUGAUUUCUUUUUCCCGCUGAGAAGAGGGGUGAACCAGGGAAAAUAGGAGGGUUUAUUGGAAACCAAGAGGAUUAAUGAGGUUCAUAGAUUUGUGCUGGACGUGAGGUUUUCUACUUACU
Messenger RNA from Panthera uncia (snow leopard), 4051 nucleotides. It is a transcript of the gene PECR, whose product is annotated as peroxisomal trans-2-enoyl-CoA reductase. The transcript is spliced from 7 exons. Gene Ontology annotation, cellular component: peroxisome. Gene Ontology annotation, molecular function: trans-2-enoyl-CoA reductase (NADPH) activity. Bases 76 to 1191 code for a protein of 371 amino acids. NCBI's taxonomy places the organism in Eukaryota, Metazoa, Chordata, Mammalia, Carnivora, Felidae. Gene Ontology annotation, biological process: phytol metabolic process. The record is from RefSeq and is a predicted model, not a curated record.